Molecule: messenger RNA, 6292 nt
Organism: Fusarium verticillioides 7600
Lineage: Eukaryota; Fungi; Ascomycota; Sordariomycetes; Hypocreales; Nectriaceae
Exons: 2
Coding region: 731-5320 (1529 amino acids)
Biological process (GO): phosphorelay signal transduction system; detection of visible light; regulation of DNA-templated transcription
Molecular function (GO): phosphorelay sensor kinase activity; protein binding
Source: RefSeq, a predicted model, not a curated record
AACCUACAAGCACCUUUUGUGCUGUGCCAAAACCUCCCCCCCAAAAGCUGCCACCUCGGGCUGGCAAAUUAAUAUUCUCCUCGCCCUUGAAAUUCGCCUCGUCGUAUUCUCGAUUUUUCCUACCUCGUCAUUUAGACUGGUAUUACGUAUCAAUCGAUAAAUCAAACGCCUGAACAGUCAGAGCCUUCGUCACUCCUUCUGCAUUGGGAUACGCCAUCGCAGCCCUUUGCCAUCCACCGCGCCUAUUUUCUAUCUGUCUACCGUGAUAGCUCCGUUUCGUUUCAUACGGCUUGUCUGGUCUGUCUGUUCUUUCGAGGGCAGUUCUAAGUCUAAACCCUUGUUUGACAUCGAAUUGGAUGGGAGCCUCGUCACUUCCACUUGGAUCUUGCUCCUCCCAUCAAUGCUACCCUACCUCACUCUAUCAUUGUCCAUGUAGCUCUCCCGUGCUGCUCCUUCUGGCAAACAACCUAUCAACCACGAUCACGACAACACCACGGACGAUUUUUCACUUCACCUGGACUACCCCAAUCGUUCGGUCUCACGAGAUCAUCCUAGGCUGUCACCCUAACAUUUCAACGAUAUCGGUUAUAACGGGAAUGCGCGACGCUACUUUAUAGGACCGCCCUCACCUCUCCCUCGAGCAUUCUCUUCCCACCCUCUUUUACCUCUCGGCUUUCAUCCUUCAGCAUCCGCUUCGCAACUGUUAGGUUAGCGAUCAGACAGCAUCGCCAUGGAUGCGCCUCACGAGAAGGACGACCAGGACGUCAACCAAGCUCAGCCUGAGCAGCAAGGGCAGCCAGAGCAGGAACAACAGGAGCAGGAACACGACCCCUCGUCUACGUCUCCUCCAACCUAUACUUACCCUCCUCCACCUCAGUCCUCGACAGCAUCUUCAUCAACAUUCAGGCCCAUGGGCCAAGAUUUGCCAAAUUUGCGAACAAGUCCUUCCGACGCAACUCCAACACGCACGACUCGGGCUGCCUCGUCUGCUGCUCCUAGCGAGCAGAAUAGUAUUGCAAACUCGGAUCCGCCGUUUUCUCCGUGGAGUGUUGGCUCAGACAAGCAAUUGGGAUAUCACUCUGCUGCUUCAGAUAUUUCUGGGGAUCGAGUCUUUCCCAUACGAUCCGUCAUAAGCGUCGACCCCAACUCUAGUAAGAUUGCCAGUGAGGAUUAUUUCCCGACUUUGCCUGAGCGCGAUGGUCGAAGCAUUCCUGUCCAUAUCCCAGGUGCUCCUCGAGCUGACACGGGGUCAGAUCUGAGACGGUCAGACACCGUCCCAGCUAACUACCAUUCACGAGCCCAUAGUGAGCGCAUCGAUACCCUUAUGCGGAGAAAGAACACCAUGAGCGGUCCAAUGUCUAGUAUUCAACUAGACGCAAACCGCCAUGGAAGCAGUACCACACCACUUCAGCUCGAUAUCUCCACUUCCGACAAUGAAACAGAAACAGAAGAAUCCGGACCAACGGGUCACAGCGUACCUGCAGCUGCACCCUCUGGACACGAGGCCGAUGUGUCUUCUGCGGGACAAUCGAAUGCUGAUGUCCCACUUGUUACCUCUCGCUUCACCCACGUUGUGACAGACGAUGGCCACGCAGUUAUCACAGGCCGCGAUGGCGUCCUUCAGCGCUGCGAAGAUGAACCGAUCCAUACUCCUGGCGCGAUUCAAACAUUCGGCGCUCUCGUUGCGCUCCGUGAAGAGAACGAUGGCUGCUUCGUCGCUCGAUACAUUAGCGAAAAUUCUGAGCGAAUGCUGGGCUACACUCCCAAGCAACUAUUUCAACUCAAAAACUUCUUAGACAUCUUGACGGAGGAACAACAGGAUAAUCUUCUUGACCACAUCGAUUUCAUUCGUGACGAAGAUGCGGAUCCAGCCAUUAACGGGCCUGAAGUUUUUAGUUUGUCGAUUCGGUCCCCUAAGCGCAAAAGCACAAAACUCUGGUGUGCUAUUCACAUAAACCCGGCACAUCCUGAUUUAAUCAUCUGCGAGUUCGAGCUAGACGAGGACGCUGAAUAUCCUUUACGACCAGUUGAUGAGUUGACGCCUGAUACCCCACACGACACCCUUCAGUCAAAUCCGACACUGGAAGAAAUCGAAGACAGCACAGAGGUCCUCAGCAAACCAUUGAGGAUAUUGAGGAGUGCGAGAAAGAGGCGGGGUGAGCAAGGUGCCAUGCAAGUUUUUGAUAUCAUGUCACAGGUUCAAGAGCAGCUCUCCUCAGCUCCUAAUUUGGAAGCGUUUCUGAAAAUCCUCGUGGGUAUAGUCAAAGAAUUGACUGGCUUCCACCGUGUCAUGAUCUACCAGUUCGACUCUUCCUUCAACGGCAAGGUCGUAACAGAACUUGUCGACACAUCAAUGACAAGAGAUUUGUACAAAGGCCUCCACUUUCCCGCAUCAGACAUUCCACGACAAGCUCGCGAUCUAUACAAACUCAACAAGGUCAGAUUGCUUUAUGAUCGGGACCAAGACACUUCGAGAAUAGUUUGCAGGACUAAGGAAGACUUGGACGUUCCUCUGGACAUGAGCCAUUCCUACUUGCGAGCCAUGUCCCCUAUCCAUAUCAAAUAUCUCAAAAACAUGGCAGUGAGAUCGUCCAUGUCGAUAUCAAUCAAUGCUUUCAACGAGCUAUGGGGCCUUAUUUCUUGCCACUCAUAUGGGAAUCACGGCAUGCGAGUGUCCUUUCCAAUUCGGAAGAUGUGUCGCCUUGUUGGGGACACCGCGUCCCGGAAUAUCGAGAGACUAUCUUAUGCGUCGCGGCUACAGGCUCGCAAGCUGAUCAACACUGCCCCCACAGACAAAAAUCCCUCUGGAUACAUUAUUGCAUCUUCGGAAGAUCUUUUGAAGCUGUUCGAUGCCGAUUUUGGACUACUAUCUAUCAAGGGCGAGACCAAAAUCAUGGGUCUUGUCGAACAAAGCCAGGAAGCCCUCGCGAUGCUGGAAUACCUACGAAUGCGGCAACUUACCUCUGUCGUUGCAUCGCAGGACGUCAAAGAAGACUUCCCCGACCUACGGUAUCCCCCUGGUUUCCAAGUAGUAGCCGGCCUACUCUAUGUACCCCUCAGCGUUGGUGGCAACGACUUCAUCGUCUUCUUCCGGAAGGGCCAGAUUAAAGAAGUCAAGUGGGCCGGCAAUCCCUACGAAAAGUUUGUUCGAGAGGGCACUGCGGGCUACUUGGAACCAAGAAAGAGCUUCAAGACCUGGAAUGAAACUGUUGUCGGCAAAUGCCGAGAAUGGAAUGAAGAACAGGUCGAGACCGCAGCUGUGCUCUGUCUCGUCUACGGCAAAUUCAUUGAGGUCUGGAGGCAAAAGGAAAUGGCUCUUCAAAACAGCAAGUUAACACGGUUGUUGCUUGCCAAUUCUGCUCAUGAGGUCCGGACACCUCUCAAUGCCAUUAUCAACUACCUGGAAAUAGCCCUGGAGGGUAGCCUCGACCAAGAAACCCGAGAGAACUUGGCGAGAUCUCAUUCUGCCUCUAAGUCUUUGAUCUAUGUCAUCAACGACUUGUUAGACUUGACCAAGACUGAGGAAGGACAGAACUUGGUCAAGGAUGAGGUUUUUGAUCUUGCCAGCUGUAUUAGAGAAGCGACAGGUCCAUUCCUGAAUGAUGCUAAACGAAAGGGCAUUCAUUACACCGUUGUUCAGCAUCCUGGACUUCCGCAAUUUGUACAUGGCGAUGAACGACGAAUUCGCCAAGCACUAUCCAAUGUCACUGCGAACGCGGUGGCCCAUACGCACAGCGGCUACGUCAAGGUGGAAGUCUUUGUGUCAGAAGUCAAAGAUCGACAGGCAGUGGUGGAUUUUGUAAUUGAGGACUCUGGUAUUGGCAUGAGUGCCAGCCAAUUGGACACCUUGUUCCGUGACCUUGAACAGGUCAGCUCAGAGGAAGCGCCUAUGUCGGGCACGAAGCUGGAGGAGAUGCCUCGCGAAAUGCGAACAUUGGGACUCGGUCUUGCUGUUGUUGCCCGCAUUGUUCGAAACAUGGAUGGACAGCUUCGCCUAAAGUCGGAGGUUGGCCAAGGCUCAAGAUUCGUGGUUCAGCUUCCGUUCCUCCUUUCCAACGAGUGUCCAAGCUCACAUGGAAAUGAAAACUUGCCUACGAGUGUUCCAACAAACAAGUCGACAAACAGUGCAGAGUCUGCCAACACUGCAACAUCUGCCCCACUUUCUCUGACAGCUGCUCCAGAGGGUGAGAUUACACUCGUUGACAGGGUUAGCUCCAUGACUUCAGCUGUUGAAGGAGGCGAUGCAUCGAUGAAAGGAAGCCGAGCAAGCCAAAGAAGUAUGAGCAGCCAUGGCAGCCAUCAAAGUGACGCCGAUCGACUCAUUGAUGCAAUCUCGACGCCCCUAUCUCUGAACGACAGGGAAGGCAGUGAGUAUCCUCUUCCCGCCAGUGUACGCUCAGGGGGGAGCUCCAUGCGGCCCACGUCCCGCGGAGCUGUCAGCCUCAGUGGUCGAUCUGUGAGUCCUCCCCAGAGCCCUGUGGCAACCAAACCACAUAGCGAGCCUGGAAGCACAGGGGUGGUGGAUUCAAAAACUCCGAUUCGUGCUGUCAAGAUUCCAGACGAGUACAGCGAUGUGCCCCAACGACCACAGCCCAGCGAGCAUUCCCGUGUCCUCUUUGAGAUGAAGGGCAACGACCGUCCCGUGACAAAAGCCGCUACAGAGAGCAUCACAAGUGGAGGAACUCAGAUGACUGAGUCACAGCAUCUGGAGGUCCUUGUGGCCGAAGAUGACCCAAUAAACAUGAAGAUUUUGAGGAAGCGUUUGGAGCGAGUCGGCCAUGGUGUGCAUCAUACUGCCAACGGCGAAGACUGUGCUGCAGCGUAUCGCGAACGAUCAAAGGAGUUUGACGUGGUCUUGAUGGAUAUGCAAAUGCCAAUUGUCGAUGGACUCACCAGUACAAAAAUGAUCAGGUCCAUGGAGGCAUCCGGGGAGCAUCAAGGUCAUUCGUCGUUGGCCAAUUCAAAUUAUCGCAUCCCGAUUUUCGCGGUUUCGGCUUCUCUUGUUGAGCGCGAGAAGCAGACCUAUGUCGAUGCCGGCUUUGAUGGCUGGAUCCUUAAGCCGAUCGAUUUCAAGCGUCUCAACACUUUGCUUGCCGGUAUUUCUGAUGAGGAGGUCCGCAAGUCUUGUCUAUACGAACCAGGUCAGUGGGAACGUGGAGGUUGGUUUCUCUCAAGGGCCGUUCUUGGCGGUUCAGUGACUAGCGACGAGACGACACCCAAGGCCGUGCCUGAUGCCAAAGAUAAAGAUAUAGGCAACACAGUAGCUGCCGAGGAAGCCAAGGCCGAGAGCGAUGCUAGUGAACCUGCGCCCAGUACUUGAGACGUCAAUGCUGUUACACCAGCAAGCAAGUCGUUGGCUGACCACAGCUCCAGGGUGGUGUAGAGCUACCCCAUCUUCUGGUUUCAUAUACGACGGGGUUUCCUCGAAAAGAUGAGCAGUUCCUCUCGAGUCUUUUGGCAUCUUCGAUAUACACACCCUCAGAUGACAUUUGACCGUGGCUGCUAGUUUCGUUUCAUUGUUAUUUUUCUCUUAAGCUUAAUUCUCGGUUUUCUUUUUUGCUUCAACGGUUUUAGCCCACGGGAUACACGCACUGUACACGAUAGAUAUGAUGGGAAUGGGAAUGGAAAUGGAAAUGGGCAACAAGGCGUUAGGAGCUUUCAAGCGUUGAAGUACGCUUCACCAUCGCAACGCUGUUUGAUGUCGCAGGCUGUCCUUUCCGUGCAAGCAGAAAAGUUCUUGUACAAGGAAAUCACCCAUAAUCGCUGGCAGUCUACUACUUUGUUUUUGUUUUAUCCUUCCCUUUUGUUAGCAUAGAACGGACGAGAGACGAGGACCAUGAUGUAUACGAUAGCAUGGGUUCAAGGACGGGCUGUUUGGUGAUAGGAAAGGUUUUUUGUUUUAUUAAUUGUUUCUUGGUCGAUCUCUGCUUCUGCUCUGCAAAACCAAGAGCAUUGAGCGAGCCCAUGGCGGGAAGGGGAUUUCUAGCAUGGCUAUCCUGCGAGGGCUAUGGUCGCAUGAGGAGGGAAUACACGCCGCGCCGCAGGUCUGGCGACUUGGUAGUGGUUGGAGGAGGUCAAGGGGGAACGGCAUCAGGAGUAUCAGCAUGUAUAUGUCUAUCCAUAGAACUCAUGCCUAAUGCCUAUGAAGGAAAACACAUCAUGACUUGGAUACUUUGAACGGCUGAGUGAGCACCACACAGCCCUUGAGUUGUCAACAAGUAAUAAUGUGCUAAGCUUAACAACACAUAUCAUUCAUCAAGUUCCUCGAGUUGUGUAUUGACUGGUUCCUUAG